This is a messenger RNA of Dendrobium catenatum, 1517 nucleotides long. Its product is annotated as protein JASON. The record is from RefSeq and is a predicted model, not a curated record. The transcript is spliced from 6 exons. The coding region runs from base 240 to 1133 and encodes 297 amino acids. Gene Ontology annotation, biological process: male meiosis II. NCBI's taxonomy places the organism in Eukaryota, Viridiplantae, Streptophyta, Magnoliopsida, Asparagales, Orchidaceae.
ACGUAAGCGGAAUCAUCUAAUUGAAAAAGGACCGUGAUUAUCUUGCCUUGAUUGCAAUUUCCCCACUACAAAUCCAUUUCAAAUUUCGAAGCAGAGUUGUACAAGAGACUGAGAGGAGAAUCCCCUGCUAAUUGAAUCCUAUAGAACACGACGGAGGGAGAGGUAAGGAAGUCUAAUCUCAUCGCUACCUUCUGUGUCCGAGUGUUUUUUUAGGUUUUUUGUGAGGCGAUCGGAGCAAAAUGGACUGCUUCUUGGGGUGCUUCGGUAUUAAAGAUUGCAGCUGGAGCAAAUCGCUUCCGUUCUCCAGGUUCUUUUUGUGGAAAAAGAGGGAACCGCCGGUGCCCAAGAAUCAGUAUUCUUCUUUGGUUUCAUCUAAAGAGAAAGCCACUCCAUCUAAGAAAGAGGGAGAGGAGAUUUUUCAAGAGAAAUUUGAUGGGGAUGAUUGUGUUCACCAGAAACAAAGGAAAGAGGCAAAACUCCGCAGGACUUGGGGUGCUAUACUUGACAAUAUUGAUGAAUUCCUUCAAGCAUCAGAUCAACACUAUGUAGUUUCUGAUGCAUCUAAAAAGAACUGGGAUAAAAGACAUGAUGAGAGUUCUCAUCCUCUUUCAAAAGUUCCUGAAACUUCAACUAUCUCAGAAGAGAAAUCCAAAAGUUUAUUUAGCUGCCAACUUGAAUAUCAUGAUGAUAAAUCAAGGAAAUCAUUGUUGUUUGAGGAGUUUAAACAUCCUAGAGUUGAAAAAGAGUUGGAAUCUAUCACAUUGGAUAUGUCCCCUCAGAUUGAAAAUAAGAUGCAAGAUUCGCCUUAUCCUACACCAUUGAACUUGGUAGAUGGAAUGCAAACGCCAGGAACUAUAUAUCCACCAAAAUCAGACUAUUUUAGGGCAAGGAUGCUUAGAGCACAAUUUGUUUAUCCAAUUCCAGAUCUCUUUGAGAGUACAUUUGGAUUGAAGGUGGUGAGUGAGGACAGUGAGAAUACAGUAAAGAUGUAUGACAGUCCUACUGUGGAUAGGCCUAUUAUUGGAGCUAUUGCAGGCCCCUGGGAUGAAGAUUUGCUUUCUUUCCUUUCACCAAAAUCGUGCGAAGGCAAUGAAAUUCCGAAUUCCACUGCAAAUUACAAUAAGGAAACUUGAUGGGAAGAUUGAUUGAACUCAAAGCCGAGUAGAUCUGAGAAGCUGGCUGCAUUCUCAAUCAUCUUUGGCUUAAAAAAUGCAAAUUUUUACCAUUGCAUGGUUUGUGAACCAUAAGUUUUGUAUGUUUCAUAUCUGCUUUUACUUUGCGUUAAAGACACUAAUGGGAGAUCUAAAUGAGAUUUUUUUUACUUUGUAAUGCUCCAAACCAUUUCACAAGCUGCUGCUCCAUAGUGGAUAUUAGAAGAUGCAGAUUCUUGCCUCUUCGUUACUCUUCCCUAAUGUCUACUUUGCCUGUUUUUCUUAUUGCAAACAGAUCCUUUUGUUCUGGUUGAUUCUUCUGCUAGAUGACAUUAUGAAUAAUUCAAAAUUUUCAUUUUACCGUUA